Messenger RNA from Microdochium trichocladiopsis, 2157 nucleotides. RefSeq lists its product as uncharacterized. The record is from RefSeq and is a predicted model, not a curated record. The coding region runs from base 1 to 2157 and encodes 718 amino acids. NCBI's taxonomy places the organism in Eukaryota, Fungi, Ascomycota, Sordariomycetes, Xylariales, Microdochiaceae. The transcript has a single exon.
AUGGCCUUCGUGGCCGCUCCUCACAUCAUGGAGAAUGAGCAGAACCAGUCGAUGUACUGGAUCGACCACGAUGAGGCCGAAAUCACGAACGAACACUUCUUCGACCAGUUUGUCUCCUUUGAAGGGGGAGACUCGCAGGCACAUGCCUGCGAGCUAUUGCAAAACCCGCAAAGCCCAUCUAUGCUUCUUGGCUCCGCCGAGCACGAUGCCGUCGACCUGGCAUCCGACGUCGAUGUGCCAACCUACGGAACGGAGGUUGAAGCAACGGCUCCAAUCACAAUACCCCCUCGGGCUACGCCAAUCCUUCGACGCAAAAACAACUUGCCCUCGGUGCUUGCAGCAGGACCCGCUGACUUCGCCACCGGCUCCCACACGACAGACUCGGACCUGCUACGUCUUGAGGGAAUCUCGCUGCGGUCGCCACGCCAUAAGUUGCCUGUGACAGAGAGCCCUCCUUCAACGCGAGGUCAAUCCUUGAGCCCACGUAAGCAUGGCUUGCUGGACUCGGUGUAUGCCACGAUCCGCAAAGCGACUCACCGGAACAAGGCCUCCAACAAAUCAAGUCAACCAAGAACGAGCAUCAUGAACCUCGAUCUCUUCAAGAGCCCCAUCAAAAUAGAGGAAGAUGUCUCUCAGAACACCGACCUGGGAAGUUUUACAGACGACCAGUUGCUCACUACAGGGCCGAUCGACUCAAAUGGUCUACCACUUUCUCCUCCACUCACUGGCCGCAUCCCACCGUCCACCAUGCGGUCGAAUGGCGAGAGCUUUGUCACAGGACAUUUCGAGGAUCCUUUCAGUGACGGGCAUUUACAACAAAGACCGACUGGCCUCUCGCUUCCACUGGCGCCAGGCGACAUCCAGGGUACCACCCCCAUCACAACGCCAGCCAUGAACACUGAGGACUUUUACAAGUACGCCACCACCAUGAUUGACGCGGAGGCUCCAAUUUGUCGGCCGAAGCAGCAGAGGAGCACCAGUAUCGCGGAGUGGCCGAGUGAGGGCCUGCUGACGGAUGAUAGCCAGCUGUGGUCCGACGAGUCUUCCUCGUCUGCAUAUGUCACAGACAAUGGCGUGUCUGCGCCUGACUGGUGGGACAACAAUGGCAAGAUCGGCCAUGGCUUCAACGCAAACAAUGCCCACCAUCCAGGGCUCCGGCGUGCCAGCACAAGCGUUCUCAGCUCCAUCAACACUAGCAGCAACCAGUCUUUGGGUUUCAACAUGGACAGCGGUGCGGGCCACAGCAGCAGCAGCCAGCAUGACGAGAUGUCAUACGAGUACGACGCGUCCGAAAUGUCAGGCCUGAUGAUCCAGAUGCCGCACACACAAGCGGGCCCGCAAGCCGACUACCUGAUAGGAGCACCAGUACCUGGUGACUCCAUGGGGAACAGCUUCAUCGGCACAACAGCAGCCGUACCACAACUGCCCCCAACACCCAGCCAGCACUACAUACCCACACAUCAAGGGUUCACUGAGCACAAAAGACCACGCCCUCGCGCUCCCUCCUCCGGAGCUCGCCAUUACGGCAGCCUGACAUCUCCUCGCAAGCCCAGUAUGCACCGUAGUGGAAGUAGGCCCAUGCUUCGCGAAGAGUCACCUUCUCCCUCACCAGCACAGAAUGUCUCUGUCCGGCAGCGAUCAGCGUCGAUCAGCUCCGUCCGCAAGAAGAAGUCCUGGUGUCGCCAGCAGCAACAGCGAGAGCAACAGCAGCAAAAUUCUCGCACCACGCCAAACACCCCAGCAGGACUGACUUCUUCAGCAAGUUUCGGCUCUCUGACCGGCAUGGGAAGCGGUGCGGUGGGGGCCACGAUGGGAAUCGUCGGGCCUACGAUGCCAAUGCCCACGGGAGCCCCGAGCGGCAUGAGCAGUCGCAGCAGCAGUGUCGGCGGCGGCCUGGGACUUGGCGGCAAUGGGGCCGGCGGCGGAGGCAUCAGUCUCGGCGGCAUUGACUUUGUCAACUUUACCCCGUCAGACAAGAACGUGCUCAUGACAGGCGUCGCGCCAAGCGGGUCGAGCAAGACCAAAGCCCGCCGCGAGAAAGAGGCCGCGGAUCGCAGGCGGCGGCUGAACGAGGCGGCCCUUCAGGCUGUGCAGGCGGCGGGCGGCGACGUCGAGAAACUCCGACUGCUCGAGCAGGGGUUCACACUCGAGACCUGA